CACAUCAAUAACCACAACCUUAAAUCCGCAUAAUUUCUUUGGUCAGAAAAAAUCCCCAUAAUUUCUAGAGAAAAAAAAAUCAAAAUUUCACUGCUUUUAAUGUUGUCUCACACAUGGAAGAAAAAAUAGGUUUAAUUCCUCGUUUAUGUGGGUUUGACUGUGAGAAGAGAAAAAAUAAAAGGGGCAACGAGGUUUUAUGGAUACUAAGUUUCGUUAUCAGUAUAAUUUAGAUACCGUGUAUAUUCUUUUCUGUAAGCAUUCCAUAAAUAUGAAUACAAAUCCAAUAUUUUCCUAUGUGAAACCAAAGCACCCAAAAAGAUCACUCUAGCAACUCCCAUACAAAUCCAAUAUUUUCCCAUGUGAAACCAAAGCACCCAAAAAGAUCACUCUAGCAACUCCCUCUGUCAACGUUCAAACAGCUCUUUCCAACAAAAACCCAAGACUCGCAUGCGAGAGAGAAAGAGAAAGGACCUGUUCUUCUUUGUUACUGUACUACAAUGUUUUCAAGCUUUGUUAAUGGCGUCGCGAUUGUCGGGAUUCUGGUAGGAACCCUACCUCUCUGAAUUUCCGGUCCUCUUUUUCCUCUGUUUAUAUUGUUUGGACCUGUGGAAGAGAAAGAAACAGCAAGAAUACAACGUCGGAGAGAAAAUUAUGAGUCGUUUUCUGGGUUGAGUUGGUUGGAUCAGUUUAUACGUACAGUUUCUGAUUGGUCGCUUUACUUUCGUUUGGAUUUAUGGCUCUACUCGUAUGUAGAAGCGGCAAAUGGUUUCGUGGAAAUGUUAAAUGGCUUAGUGAAGCACUAUUGAGUUUCAGCAGGGAACAGCCAUAGUUCUGACAGAUUUCUUCAAGACAUUAUUUGAUAGGCAGCAUUCCACAGACAGCAAAUAACAAGCUAUUAUUUCUGUUGGCUUGGUUGAACGUGGCUGAUCUUUGUCCAAUUUAAUCGAACUCUUCAUGAGACUGAUCUGUUGUGUUGGAGGGAAAAAACAGAAACUUCAGCUUUACUCUGGGGCAUAUCUCCUUUGGCAUCAUAGCUCUUUUUAGAAGCAAACAAUUCUUUUAGAUUUUAGAUACAUAUUUAUUUGUGAAGUUUCAACUCUGCUGGGCAAAUCUCCUUUGGCAAAAAUUCCUACAAUUUCCUUUGGUCGGGUGAAUUUCUUAGGGAAGGUGUUUAUUAUCAUCUUUUGCAGCUCUUUCUAGAGGGAUCUCCUUUCAUACAAGGAACUUCACUCUGACCUUCAAAUAAGAUACCUGGCAAGUUUACCCCCUUGUUACUUCUGUGGGAAAUCUCCUUUGGAAGUUUCCUCCAGUGUAAACUUCAGUCCCAUUUGGGCAAAUCUCCUUUGGCAUUUGGAGUCAUUCGUUGGCUCCUUCGUCCCUUUAGGGCAAAUCUCCUUUGGCAUUAGAAUCAAAAUAUCCUCUUCAGGAUAUUUUACUCACUAUCUGUUUCAAACGGUUGAAUCAACUGGAAGAUACAUAUUCCACUAUUCAUAACAGAUAAGUAUAGUCAUAUCAUUGGCUGUGUCCUCUUUAGAUCUACUGAGAAUUGAGAGCCUAAGAUUGAGACUGGCAUAUCUUGGUUGCUACAGUUUGUUCAGACAGGAGUGAAAUUACUGGUGCUGAAAAAUGGAUGUGCUCCUCACUGAUUCUGAUUGGGAAAGUUUUAGUGAAAGUGGCACUAGCGAGGAACAGGAAGAAAUUGAAUUUCUGUAUGGCGGCCAGGCUUGUACCAUACUAUCAAGUCUGCAGGAAAGUAUUGGAAAAAUUGAUGACUUCCUCUCAUUUGAGAGGGGAUUCCGUCAUGGGGACAUUGUGCGCUUUGUAACAGACCCAUGUGGACAGAUGGGUAGAAUAACCAAAAUUAAUAUGUUUGUGGAUCUUGAGAAUGUUCAUGGGAAAAUCAUAAAAAAUAUAAAUUCAAAACAACUUUUGAAGAUCCACUCCAUUUCAGUUGGGGAUUAUGUGAUUAAUGCAACUUGGAUUGGAAGGGUGGAUAAAGUAGUUGACUGUGUCUCUGUUGUCUUUGAUGAUGGGUCUAAGUGUGAGGUCAUUGCUAUGGAUAACAAGAAGCUUCUGCCUGUUUCUCCCAACAUAAUCGAUGACUCACAAUUUCCAUAUCAUCCAGGACAGAGAGUACAGGUUGUGCCUUCAAAUGUUUCUAGAUCAACUAGAUGGUUAUGUGGUACCUGGAGGGAAAAUCAGGAUGAAGGCACUGUUUCUGGUGUAGAUGCAGGUUUUGUCUAUGUUGAUUGGAUUUCCUCUUCUUGCUUCGGUGGAGAUUUGAGUGCCUCUCCUCCCUCUUGUUUGCAGGAGGCAAAGGACUUGACUUUGUUGUCAUGUUUUCCUCAUGCAAAUUGGCAGCUUGGUGACUGGUGUAUGCUUUCUUUUGCUGACCGCAAGGGGACUAAUGAAGAGUUUCUGCAUGCAUCAACUCAUGAUAUAAUUAAAGGUAACUGGAAACUAGAAAAAGGAUUUAAAAGAGGAAACCAGGAUUCUAGAUUGGAGGAGAUCUUUGUUAUUAUCAAGACAAGGACCAAGGUUGAUGUUGUGUGGCAGGAUGGUACCUGCAGUUUGGGACUAGAUUCACAGACUUUACUUCCUGUUGGCAUUGCAAAUGCACACGAAUUUUGGCCUCAUCAAUUUGUCCUGGAAAAGGGAAAUAGUGGCAAUAGUCAAAGAUGGGGUGUGGUGUGUAGCAUGGAUGCAAAAGAAUUAACAGUUAAGGUACAGUGGAGAAAUAUGGCUGUGAAUCAAGUAAAUGGUUUUUCCCAGGAGGGGGUGGAGGAAACUGUUAGUGCUUAUGAACUUGUUGAGCACCCUGACUACUCCUACUGUUAUGGGGAUAUUGUGUUUAAGGUGGUUCAGAACCAGUUUGAUGAUCAACCUGAUGAAGGUCAUGUAAUCUCAGAAAAUGGUUUUGGCACAGAAGUUGUUUCAAAAGGCAAAAACUUGAAUUUGGGUAGGAACAAGUAUCCCAGUACAUGUUGUCUAUCCUGUAUCGGCAUUGUCAUUGGUUUUAAAGACGGUGAUGUGGAGGUGAAAUGGGCUUCUGGUAUUCCAACAAAGGUUGCACCGUAUGAAAUUUACCAUUUUGAUAAAUAUGAAGACCCAGCCACAACUACUGCUCUCGAUGAAGAAAAUACCGAGGUUUUCAAUCAAGAGGUGUUUGUGCAUGAGACACAGUCUGAUAGCCACAAAGGAAAGGAGUUGCUGAAUUUUGAUGGUGCUGAUGAAAUUGGCGAAAAAUUCUCAUGGGCGCCUACUUCCUUCUUCCGUCCUCAAGCUGCUAUUGGAUUUUUCUCCAGCAUUGCUGCUAGUAUCCUUGGAUCCCUUGGUUCCAGAUUACUGUUAAACCAAGAGUCAUCUGGUCAUAAUUCUCAUGAUGCAAAAGAAAAUGGCAUUCUCUUUGAGAAAGAAGUGUUGAAAACUUGCAAUCACUGGGCUGAGCAAGAUCUGAGUGAAUUGCCGAUAUUUGAAACAACAAACAUAAAGCAGGAUGUCAAAGAGAUUGAAGAAAACAAAGGUAGUAUGAUGCCAAGGCCCGGUGAGACUUCAGAUCAAUUUAGGCAGUUUGAUAUGGAUAGUGAUUGCUCAGAUCACCACUUUCUUGGUGAAAGCAAGGUGUUGGCUGUCUCUCAGGUGAAAAGAAGUUGGAUCAAGAAGGUUCAGCAAGAAUGGAGUAUUCUAGAGAAAAACCUUCCUGAAACUAUCUAUGUCCGUGUAUACGAGGAAAGGAUGGAUCUACUAAGAGCUGCCCUUGUUGGUGCUCCUGGAACACCCUACCAUGAUGGGCUGUUCUUUUUUGACAUUUUUCUUCCUUCAGAGUAUCCGUAUGAACCACCUUUGGUGCACUACCAUUCACAGGGCCUCCGCCUCAAUCCCAACUUGUAUGAAUCAGGGAAGGUUUGCUUAAGCCUUCUAAAUACAUGGACAGGUUCAGACACGGAGGUCUGGAAUCCUGGAAAAUCCACAAUUCUUCAAGUUCUUCUAUCCUUCCAGGCUCUUGUGCUUAAUGAGAAACCUUAUUUCAAUGAGGCUGGAUAUGAUAAACAGUUAGGAAGAGCUGAGGGGGAGACAAACUCAGUGAGCUACAAUGAAAAUGCUUUCCUUGUAACCUGCCAGUCUAUGCUUUAUAUAAUCCGCAAGCCACCCAAGCAUUUUGAGGCACUUGUCAAGGAGCACUUUAGUCGACGUGCCGAAAUUAUUCUCUCGGCUUGCAAUGCAUACAUGGAAGGUGUGCCUGUAGGAUUUGCUCUUGAAAGUGGUGGAAAUGGGCAUGAUGUAAACUUUAAAGGAAGUUCAACUGGCUUCAAAAUCAUGCUCGCUAAGCUUUACCCAAAGCUUGUGGAGGCAUUUUCAGAUCAGGGAAUUGAUUGCAGCCAAUUCCGUGGGCUGGAGAAGUGAAUUUGCUGCUGAGGCGAUAGUGAACACAAGUGUACAUCACCAAAAUUGCUAUCGUGUGAAUAGCUUUGUAUAAUAUUCCUCACCAGAUUUCAAAAACAAAAGUCAGAACAAAGAUUCCUCUAAGGAAAGCUCCGUAUCAUAUCGGGGUGUGCUUUGCUGAAAGAUUGCAAUGUUUUCCUCUUGUCUAUUACAGUCGGAAACCAUUGUUAACAGGCUUGUGCUAUGAUUGUACGAAACUAUUGUUUGCAGACAAUUAAGAUUGUGAAAUAAGAAGUAAUGGUUGGAUUGGUGUGUUUUAUGUGUCUGGCAAUAUUCUUUUGGAGUUUCCUCGGCACCUAUUACGUAUCAAUUCUAAUUGCUGAUGUCGGACAAAACC
This is a messenger RNA of Durio zibethinus, 4780 nucleotides long. It is a transcript of the gene PHO2, whose product is annotated as phosphate 2. Gene Ontology annotation, molecular function: ubiquitin conjugating enzyme activity. NCBI's taxonomy places the organism in Eukaryota, Viridiplantae, Streptophyta, Magnoliopsida, Malvales, Malvaceae. The record is from RefSeq and is a predicted model, not a curated record.